Messenger RNA from Kickxella alabastrina, 1735 nucleotides. RefSeq lists its product as uncharacterized. Gene Ontology annotation, biological process: proteolysis. The transcript is spliced from 8 exons. Bases 7 to 1437 code for a protein of 476 amino acids. Gene Ontology annotation, molecular function: manganese ion binding; metalloaminopeptidase activity. Gene Ontology annotation, cellular component: cytoplasm. The record is from RefSeq and is a predicted model, not a curated record. Lineage: Eukaryota; Fungi; Kickxellomycota; Kickxellomycetes; Kickxellales; Kickxellaceae.
AAGAAAAUGUACAGUCCGCUCGUGCCCUUAUCCUGCACCCGCCUCCAUCCUCUUCUUUUCUUUCUCCUCGACUUUACUAACAUUCUUGAGCCCAGCGCCCUGCCAGCCGCCAGCAGCGACGCUCUGGUCGCUAUAUACACUGACCUCGCCGCCUUGACAGCGCUCACUGCACUUACCACCGACUCUUCGGUCGACAAGGACUUUGGCCAGUCCGUCACCCUGGUCCCAUCGGCAUCGAUCAGCGGCGGCCGCCUGGUUUUGUCUCCCACAGGCUCGCUGAACGACGACGCCGACGACGUGCGCAAAUUCUCCGACGCAGUCAAGGCGGGAAUUGCUAGGGCCGUGCAAGCUGGAUCCACCCGCCCAGCCCUGCUCCUCGUCCAGCCGCCUCCCUCUACAAACCAGGUUUUGGACGCCGACUACUCGCGGUGGGUCGAGAAGCUACAGUCGAUUGACCUGAUCUUUGGCCAGCCCAUUGACGACUCUGAGGUGCAGGCAGCUGUUGUGCGCGCCAAGGCCAUUGAGACAGGCAGGCAGCGCAUGACUCCGUAUAACUGCGCACAGACUAUCGAGGAGGCCUUGAAGAACGUGCCUGGCGUUAAGUACACGGAGAUCAAGGACCUGGAGGUCAUCAAGCGGGAGUACCCCCUGCUGUACAACUCGGCACGCGCCUCGUUCUCUGAGAAGCGCACCUGGCCGUGCGUGUACCGGUCCCCGGAGCCAGCAAAGGUCAAGGAGCACCUGUAUUUGGUCGGCAAGGGCGUUACCUACGACACGGGAGGUAUCUCGCUGAAGAUCGGCGGCUCGAUGCGCGGCAUGUCGCGCGACAAGCUUGGCGCCUGUGGAGUAGCAGGCUUCGUGCUCGCGACAGGCAUUAUUCAGGAGCCAUCUAUCAUUGUGUCCCGUGCUGGUGUGCGCGUUCUGAUAAACGACACCGACGCUGAGGGUCGUCUAGUGAUGACUGACCCCGUUGCCGAGUGCCGUGAGCGCAUCAUGGCCGCGCGUGCGGCGGGCGACAAGACCCCUGCGGCCAUUUACACGGCAGCGACGCUGACUGGACACGUUAUUCACAAAUACGACCGGCGCUUGGCCGUGUCUGGACUGGCGUACGGUGAUCCGUUCGAGAAUAGCAUCAUGCGUCGGGAGGACUACCAGUUUGUCGAAUCAAAGACUGACAGAGAAGAUGUGUACCAGAGCAACGCCAGUCCAAGCACACUGACUGAUCGCGGCCACCAGUACCCUGCUGCGUUUAUCAUCAAGGCAUCGGGCUUGGACAAGCAUAGCUUGAAGGCUGGCGAGCAGGACGCUAUUCCCUUUGUGCAUGUCGACAUUGCCGGUAGUGCUGAGGAUGGAGUUGAGCUUGGCCAGGGUCUGUGCGCCAUCACUGGAAGCCCCGUGGCUACCUUUGCGGGUGCCUUUUGGACAAGCGCACUGUAAGUAUUGGUGCCACUUAUUUUCCAAUGGAGAACUGGAAUAAGAAUGGCCAAUGAUAUUCUUGACGCUGAUUUUGAAAACUACAAUUGUUGAAGGCGAGCUGCAUUCUGGUCAGGCCGGCGUAUGACAGACAUAACCGUUCUUUUAUUUAUUCAUUUUAUUUGACAAAUUUUGGUUUCCAAUUUCAGCCCUUCUGUUUCUAAUUUCCUGGUUUCCUGGUUUGUGUACUUUGCCAUUUUUGCACAACUGCUUGAUGUUUGAGGCUUAAAAAAAUAAAAAAUAAAAAAUAAAAAAGAACAAU